Messenger RNA from Rhododendron vialii, 1984 nucleotides. Its product is annotated as mechanosensitive ion channel protein 6-like. Bases 16 to 1830 code for a protein of 604 amino acids. Gene Ontology annotation, biological process: transmembrane transport; monoatomic anion transport. NCBI's taxonomy places the organism in Eukaryota, Viridiplantae, Streptophyta, Magnoliopsida, Ericales, Ericaceae. The transcript is spliced from 5 exons. Gene Ontology annotation, cellular component: plasma membrane. The record is from RefSeq and is a predicted model, not a curated record. Gene Ontology annotation, molecular function: mechanosensitive monoatomic ion channel activity.
UUGGCUCAUCAGCAGAUGAAGUGUGGAAUCAACGAAGAUGACCCGUUCUUGGAGGGUGAUUUACCUGAAGAGUACCAGAAAAUGAAGUUCACCCCAUCCUCCGCGGUUCAAUUUGUGAGUUUGGUUUUCGGUUUGGCUGCUUUAGCUUGUAACCUUGGAUUCCCCAAGUUCAUGAAAAACAAACUGUUUGAACUUGAAAUGUGGAAAUGGGAGUCCCUGGUUCUGGUCCUAAUCUCCGGCCAUUUGGUGUCCGGUUGGGCUAUUCGGGUUGUUCUCUUCUUUAUCGAGCGCAAUUUCCUGCUACGGAAAAGGGUUCUGUAUUUUGUCUAUGGGGUGAGAAAUGCUGUUCAGAACUGCAUUUGGAUGGGACUGGUAAUGAUUUCCUGGCACUUCAUGUUUGGUAAAACGGCCGAGAGAAUGAAUGACGGGGAUCAAGUAGUAUUUCCAUUUUUAGCCAGACUCUGGAUUUGUCUUCUGCUGGGGACAUUUAUUUGGCUAAUGAAAAAACUUGUCGUUAAGGCUCUUGCUUCUUCUUUCCAUGUGAGCAAGUUUUUUGAUCGGAUUCAGGAGUCGUUGUUCAAUCAGUACGUGAUUGAGACGCUCUCUGGACCUCCCCUGUUUCGUAUUCAACAUGGACAGGAGGAAGCAAAUGCAUUUCCUAUCAAUGGCAAAGCGAGACGAGGGAGUCCCAAAUUUCCUGGUGGUAUGUCACACAGGGAGGGUGAAGGUAUCAGUAUCGACCAUUUGCAGAGGAUGAGUCAGAAGAACGUAUCGGCUUGGAAUAUGAAGAGGUUGGUGAAAAUUGUUCGGAAAGGGUUGCUGUCAACUUUGAAAGCGAAAAUCAAUGUUUCACCACAGAUCACAAGUGAAGCCCAGGCAAGAGCUGCAGCCAAGAAGAUAUUCUUCAAUGUGGCCAAGCCAGGAUCUAAAUGCAUUUACAUGGAGGAUUUGCUACACUUUUUGAGAGAGGAUGUGGCUUCCAAGACAAUGACCUUAUUACAAGGAGCAAGUGAAUGCAAGGAAAUCAGCAAGCAAACUCUGAAGAACUGGGUGGUUUACGCUUUCAAAGAACAAAGGGCGCUCUCAUUGUCCCUCGAUGAUACAAAAUCAGCCGUGAACAAACUCCACCAGUUGUUGAACAUUGCUGUCGCGAUCCUUGUGUUUGUCAUCUCGCUUCUUAUACUUAGAAUUACAAGUACCCCUCUUCUUGUCUUUCUCGGCUCCCAGCUUCUGGCAGGGUAUCUAUUUGGGAACUCUUGGAAGACAGCAUUUGAGGCAAUUAUCUUCGUGUUUGUAACGCACCCAUUUGACGUGGGGGACCGUUGUGAGGUGGACGGAGUUCAGAUGGUGGUUGAAGAGAUGACUAUACUGACCACCGUUUUUCUGAGGUACGAUAACCAGAAGGUCGUGUAUCCAAACUGUCUUCUCGCUACUAAGCCCAUAAGCAAUUACUACCGUAGUCCAGAUAUGAGAGAUGCAGUUGAUUUCUGCAUCCACAUUGCGACUGCCAUGGAAAAGAUUGCCAUGAUGAAAGACAGAAUAACAAGGUAUGUUGAGACCAACAGCAACCAUUGGCACCCAGCUCCAGUGAUUGUACUGAGGGGAAUGGAGGACAUGAAUAGGCUGAAAUAUUCAGUGUGGCUUUCACACCAGAUGAAUCAUCAAGACAUGGAUAAAAGGUGGAUGAGGAGAACUCUUUUGGUUGAGGAGAUGAUCAAAAUAUUCCGGGAGCUUGAUAUUGAAUACCAGAUGUUGCCAGCCGUAACUUCAAUUUCCAAUUGGUAUUCCAAUUGGAAUACUACUUUUGCCAUGAGUGAAGUUCAUGUCUGAUGAGUCGGCAAAAGUAUUCCUAGUACCUAUUAGUAGUGUAAUCGCAGAAUAAAGCAAUAUCCGUAUUGCAUAGUUCUAGUAUUAUUUUGCAGAGACAUGGUGUCUCAUUAAUGUUGCAUGUCUAUGUGAACAUGCUUUGCAGUUUAAAGUUCGA